Molecule: messenger RNA, 690 nt
Organism: Capsaspora owczarzaki ATCC 30864
Lineage: Eukaryota; Filasterea; Ministeriida; Capsasporidae
Exons: 1
Coding region: 1-690 (229 amino acids)
Source: RefSeq, a predicted model, not a curated record
AUGGCCAGCUCUCGCUCUGCUCUUCUGGUGCCCGUGUGCAUGCUGUUGGCGUUGAUUGCUGUUGCACAGCCUGCCACUGCUGCUAAUGCCGCUUUCGGCAUCUUUGACGAUUCCACAUGCAUGACCUUCUCGUACACGGUCCCCUCGGUGGACAUUGGCACCGGCAUUUGCAAGGGCAGCGUCACCCUCGGCACCACAUACUACCGCAUCAAUGCCAUCUCGGAUUCGUCGUUCUCAUACAACCUCGGCUGCGAUUCGACCUGCACCACCUGCACAACGUCCGGAACCGCCGCUCCCGGCACUUGCAUCAGCGCCCCGAAUGGCAAGUACGUGACCGCCCAUCCGAUCAAGGCCACAACCAUCCUUUCGAAUAUUGGGGAGGCGGGUUGCAACAGCACCACGAGCUCGACCGUCCCGAGCGGCACCUGCACAAACACCGCCUCGCACGGCCCGAUUCGCAUGAUUGACAUUGGCCAGAGCAGGGUUUGGUACAACUAUGGCUGCGAUUCCGUUUGCAGCGUUUGCAAGAUUAUUGGCCGAACCACCGCCGGCUCGCCAUGCACCUCGCUCGCUCUCGGGACAGUCAUCGACGGCUAUUUCAGCAUCAACAGCUCUGCGUCGCUGACCGCUUCCGUCACGCUCAUUGGCAUGGCUGCGGCUAUUCUGUCCGCCUUUACUGUUCUCGGCUAG